UCAUCCGCCACUCUUUGAACGGUGGUGAUUUUCCAUCUGGUUUACUUCACACUGGAAAAUGCCAUCGACGGUGGGCCCCAUAAAACCAACGUUCCGGAUCGCCGAAGCCUGGGCCGCACUCGAAAGAAAAUAAAAAGCAGAAGGGGCUGUACAAAACUACAAGCUACAAACUUCCCUCCCUUCUCGAAUCCGAACGAUCACCUUCUUGCCUGCAGCUGUCUCUAUACACUUCUCCUUUUCGCUCCAAAACCCUCUCUCUCUAACCCUGCCCGAGAUCAGGAACAUAAAAUCAUCAGAUCAGAUCUCAGCAAAAUCGAAAAUCGAAAAUCGGAAAUCGAAAUCGAAAUCGAAAUUGAGAUCGGAAUCAGAAGAUAAUGUACAGCGGCUCUAGCGAUGGCGAAAGUCACGAAGCAUCAGCCGCGCAGAAGAAAAUCCCUCCUCCAUCUUCCAUGCCCUGGGUUCGGAACCUCCGUCGUUUCAUCGGAUCUGGCGCUGGUCUCGGUUCUGAGGCUAUCAUGGAGCUUGAAACAAAGAGAAUUUUGCUUGAGAUUUUUAAAGAGAAACAACAGAAGAAUGCUGAAGCUGGCACAAUCCCAAGCUUUUACAGGAAGAAACCAGAAGAAGGAUCGAUAAGCCAUAGAGUUCAAAGGUUGGCUAAGUUUCGCUUUUUGAAGAAGCAGUCAGAUCUUUUGUUAAAUGCUGAUGAUCUAGAUGCCAUGUGGGUUUGCCUAAGAGAAAAUUGUGUUAUUGAUGAUGCCACCGGUGCUGAAAAGAUGAAUUAUGAAGAUUUCUGCCACAUUGCAUCUGUUUGUACUGAGCAAAUUGGUCCGAAAUGUCGGCGAUUUUUCAGCCCUUCAAAUUUUAUGAAGUUCGAGAAAGAUGAAUCCGGACGAAUAGCUAUUCUGCCAUUUUACCUUUACGUGAUGCGCACAGUUUCACUUACCCAGGCAAGAAUUGACAUGAGUGAGCUUGAUGAGGAUUCUGAUGGUUUCCUUCAACCUCAUGAAAUGGAGGCCUAUAUAAGAGGUCUUAUUCCUAAUCUGGCGCAACUUAGGGAUAUGCCUGCAGCCUUCGUUCAAAUGUACUGCCGUAUAGCUGCUCACAAGUUCUUUUUCUUCUGUGAUCCUCAUAGGCGAGGGAAAGCUUGCAUAAAAAAGGUGCUGCUUAGCAACUGUCUUCAGGAACUUAUGGAACUGCAUCAGGAAAGUGAGGAAGAAGUCACUGAUACUGAACAAGCUGAGAACUGGUUUUCUUUGACCUCUGCACAACGAAUAUGUGAUAUGUUUCUUGCUCUGGAUAAAGAUAUGAAUGGGACAUUGAGCAAGCAGGAGCUUCGAGAAUAUGCAGAUGGAACACUAACAGAAAUUUUCAUUGAGAGGGCCUUUGAUGAGCAUGUUCGGCGUGGGAAAAUCGGAGGGGGUAAUGCCCGGGAGAUGGAUUUCGAGAGCUUUCUCGAUUUUGUUUUAGCAUUGGAAAACAAAGAUACGCCCGAAGGAUUGACAUACUUGUUCCGGUGUCUUGAUCUUCAUGGAAGGGGUAUGCUGACAACAGCAGAUAUACACACUCUUUUCAGAGAUGUACACCAAAAAUGGAUUGAGGGUGGGAACUACGAGCUAUGUAUUGAAGACGUGAGGGAUGAAAUCUGGGAUAUGGUGAAGCCAGUUGACCCUCUUAGGAUAACGCUUGCUGAUCUUCUGGCCUGCAAACAAGGCGGAACAGUGGCCAGUAUGCUUAUAGACGUUCGGGGCUUCUGGGCCCAUGACAAUAGAGAAAAUCUUCUACAGGAAGAGGAAGAGCCUGAAGAAGAGUGACCACCAGAAUCAGGUCUUUAUGCUCGUUAACAUACGUAUGAAUUCAGUAACUUGUAACUAUGGCUAAUAGAAUGUUUCUUUUUAGUGCAGUUGCUAAGAGGUAUACGGUUCCAUACAAGAUUUUAUAUGCUCAAGGCAAGCUGAAAAUCCUCGUAUUUUGAUGUUUGGAUGGUUCCCUGAACAUCAUUAGAUGGGCAUCUUCCAAAGUCUCCAACUCGAGGCCAUUUGUCAUGUACCGUAAACAAGAUUCAGGUGCCAGCGGCAGUGUUGAUUUGUAGAUUGCCCCAUUCUUACUCCA
Messenger RNA from Magnolia sinica, 2109 nucleotides. Its product is annotated as probable serine/threonine-protein phosphatase 2A regulatory subunit B'' subunit TON2. Bases 375 to 1811 code for a protein of 478 amino acids. Gene Ontology annotation, biological process: regulation of dephosphorylation; cortical cytoskeleton organization; microtubule cytoskeleton organization. Gene Ontology annotation, molecular function: calcium ion binding. Lineage: Eukaryota; Viridiplantae; Streptophyta; Magnoliopsida; Magnoliales; Magnoliaceae. The record is from RefSeq and is a predicted model, not a curated record. The transcript is spliced from 12 exons. Gene Ontology annotation, cellular component: spindle; centrosome.